This is a messenger RNA of Phragmites australis (common reed), 2708 nucleotides long. Its product is annotated as transport inhibitor response 1-like protein Os11g0515500. The record is from RefSeq and is a predicted model, not a curated record. NCBI's taxonomy places the organism in Eukaryota, Viridiplantae, Streptophyta, Magnoliopsida, Poales, Poaceae. Bases 718 to 2436 code for a protein of 572 amino acids. Gene Ontology annotation, molecular function: protein binding. Gene Ontology annotation, cellular component: SCF ubiquitin ligase complex. Gene Ontology annotation, biological process: SCF-dependent proteasomal ubiquitin-dependent protein catabolic process. The transcript has 4 exons.
UUUGUGCGAGGUGAAGAAGUUUCCACGGCGGAGUUGCAAGUGGUGCUGCCUCAAAAAAGACUGUCGCCCAGUGUCUAGCUCGUUGGGAUUACUCUUACGCGUAGCCGGAGCUGUAACACUUUAUCAGAAGAUCUGAGUGUCCACAUCUGCCACUGAAAGCUGAUGAUUUGCGCGAGCCGAGAGAAAAUUCCACGGCGAAAUUGCGACCGAUUUCUGCCUAGUUAGCGAUUAGUAGAAAGAAGUGACAGGGACAGACAGACAUACCCGGAGGUGGCGACGACUGGUACGAGGACUCGACUGGAGGAGGAAGGGGAGAGGGAGGAGGCGGCCUUCCAAGAACCCACCCUUAUGUGAGAAAUUUCCAAGUCUCCUCCUUGUAGAUUCCAUCUCUCCAUCUCCUUCUUCGAUCCGAUUGAACGAUGCUGGUGUGUCGUUCAAUUUCCGGUUGAUUUCGAGCUGAAACUUCUGUUCUUUUUCCGGUUGUGGUUUGAUGUGUAGUUCUUUUGGGAUUGUUCCUCUUCAUUUAUCAUUAGAGAUUGGUUUCGAGUCAUAGGAAUGGAUAUAUUUUGAUCUUGUGAAUUUGGGGAGACCGUCUCAAAGAUGCGAUUGAUCAAGAAACGGCCAAGAAAUUCCGAUUUCCCGGGAAUUUGAGUACAUGAACAGGUAGCAAAUGCAAACGGUGCAGGUAAUGGAGGUUCAAUAGGAUUCUAGGGAACCAUGGAAUACUUCCCGGAGGAAGUAGUAGAGCCAAUCCUUGGCUAUGUAACCUCACACCGGGACCGCAACGCCGUGUCGCUGGUGUGCCGAGCAUGGUACCACAUUGAGCGCCUCAGCCGCCGCUCGGUGCUUGUAAGCAACUGCUAUGCAGUGCAUCCAGAGCGUGUACAUGUGCGUUUUCCCAGCAUGCGCUCACUGAGCGUAAAGGGAAAACCACACUUCGGUGACUUCAACCUUGUUCCGGCGGGUUGGGGCGCCAUAGCAGAGCCAUGGGUGAAUGCGUGCGCCCGUGCAUGCCCGGGACUUGAGGAGCUCCGGCUGAAGCGGAUGGUUGUCACUGAUGAGUGCCUCAAGCUGGUUGCUUGCUCUUUCGCCAAUUUUAAGUCACUUGUCCUUAUCAGCUGUGAGGGGUUCAGCACUGCUGGGCUUGCUACUAUUGCCACCAAUUGUAGGUUUCUCAAGGAACUGGACUUACAAGAGAGUCUAGUGAAACAUCAAGGCCAUGAUUGGAUUAAUUGUUUCCCCAAGCCUUCUACAUCUCUAGAAUACUUGAAUUUUGCUUGCUUGGCUGGGGAGGUGAAUGCUCAUGCAUUGGAGAAACUUGUUGCAAGGAGUCCGAAUCUUAAAAGCUUAAGGUUGAAUCGUGCAGUUCCAUUUGAUGUUUUAGCGAGAAUGCUUUCUCACACACCUAAGUUGGAGGAUUUAGGUACGGGAUCUUUUGUACGAGGCAAUAAUGCUGGUGCAUUCAUCAGUCUAUUCACUGCUCUCGGACAAUGCAGUUCGCUGAAGAGUUUAUCUGGGUUUUGGGAUGCUCUGGGCAUGCUUCUUCCAGCAAUUUCUUCUGUUUGCAAGAACCUAACAUGCCUGAAUCUCAGCUAUGCACGAGCGAUUCGAUGUGCUGAUCUCAUCAAUGUUAUUCGUAAGUGUGCGAAACUCCGGCUCUUAUGGGUGUUAGAUCACAUUGGUGAUGAAGGAUUGAAGGCAGUGGCCUCUUCUUGUGUGGAGCUCCAAGAGUUGAGGGUCUUUCCUGCAAACACAGGUUUUCGAGCAAGAACUGCGGUGACAGAGGAAGGGCUGGUUGCCAUAUCUUCAGGCUGCCGGAAGUUAAACUCUGUGUUCUACUUCUGCGGACGAAUGACCAAUGCUGCGCUGAUUACUGUAGCAAAGAACUGCCCACGAUUCACAUCCUUCAGGCUUUGCAUUCUUGAGCCCAGGUCAGCAGAUGCUGUGACAGGCCAGCCACUCGAUGAAGGCUUUUGGGCAAUAGUCCAGUCUUGCAAAGACCUUAGGCGACUCUCUAUGUCCGGCCUCCUCACGGACAGUGUGUUCCUGUACAUCGGCAUGUACGCCGAGAAGCUGGAGAGGCUUUCUGUAGCGUUUGCAGGUGACACCGACGACGGCAUGAUCUACGUGCUCAAUGGCUGUAAGAACCUCAAGAAGCUAGAGAUCAAGGACAGUCCAUUCGGCGACGCCGCUCUUCUCGCGGGCAUGCACAGGUACGAGGCGAUGCGCUCCCUCUGGAUGUCCUCGUGCAACAUAACCUUGGGGGGCUGCAAGUUCCUCGCAGCAAGCAUGCCGAACCUCAACGUCGAAGUGAUGAAUCAAGUGGGAGAAAGUAUUGAAGAGGCCAACAACGCAAAGAAGGUGGAGAAGCUGUAUCUUUACCCGACGAUCGGCGGACCCAGGGGUGAUGCUCCUGGAUUCAUCUCGGUACUCUAAACUGUAUCUACCGUAGCGGUUGAAGGGUUCAUAUAGAACCGCCUUUGGAUAAACUCAAUAUUCUGAACAUGGAUACCGUAAUAGUGCUACCCUGUUUAGUUAGUCUUUGAAACUCUUGGAGCUGGAUAGCUAAGCAGAUUGGUCAGAACACACAUAAUGUCUAUAGCGUUCUCAGAAACUUUCGCGCUAUCUGGAUCUCAUUUAUGUUGGACAUGUCCGUUCUAAAAAAAAAUUAUGUUGGACAUGAAAGACCGUAAUUCGUGUUUGUAGAA